Xyrichtys novacula (pearly razorfish) is the source of this 4657-nucleotide messenger RNA. The record is from the annotation of a GenBank genome assembly. NCBI's taxonomy places the organism in Eukaryota, Metazoa, Chordata, Actinopteri, Labriformes, Labridae.
GUGGGAAGAGCAUGCAGCUGUAGAGCUUCGAUUUGGGUAUAGUUUGCUCAGAAAAAGGCUUUUUCACACCUUUGAUCUGAUGUUGAACAGGGCACAUACACAUCAGCUGAUCAAACCACAGUGUCAGCCAGUCACAUUUUUUUUCCUUUGUGCAUCACAGUGCCUCUGUUAGGUGCUCAUAGAGCUGUCUGUCAGUCUGCAUCUCUGGUGGCCGAACUACAGCCCAGCUAGCAGAAUGAGAGCCCAGCGGUUGAACUGCGUGUUGGGACUGCUCUGCAUGUCUGCUGAGGUGAUACUCGGCAUGGGGACAGGUGAGUUUUUGUAAGAUAGAGAGAAAGCAGCUAAAGUUGGUUCAGAUCAGAGUUUAGAUUCAAAAUGCAAAUGACUUUAAAGGAGAGUCUGAGUCAUCCUUUCCUGCUUGAAGCCUUACUCCACUUCUGCAGUUUCUGAAAGAGCUGUAGUUCAAGAAAAAGGCUCUUAGUUGAUUUGCUUUUAAUGCUUAAUCAAAAGUACCCGCGGAGCAAUGCAUUCAAAGUUAAAGCCUUGUUCCAGCCAUGCAUAUUUAAGUUACUUUGAUUAAAAGUACCAGUUUAAGAACAAAACUAACUACUUGUUCAAAUUCAUGUCAACUUCAUACAAAAUCAAUUUAAAGACAAAAGAUGAGACAGUUUUAAAAAAAUUUUACUUAAAGUUUUGAGCACAAAAUUUUGCCCCUGGCAGUCACUGAUGACAUGAGUCUGAGGGUUUGAGAGAAGAAAAAUGAGACAGGAAAUUUGAUAAACAAUGUUUCAUUUAGUUGAUUGGUUUACAUGAGUUAAAACUAUUAUCCACAUAACAAUAAGAGAUAUGCAAAAAACCCUCCAGUGCUGUAUACAACUUAAGUCUCUAUAUGACUAAAAGAAGAAAACAAAAACUAAAUAAUGCAAAGAGAAAAGAAGAAAGUAAUAUUUUAUUGUGGUUUUUUAUGGAUGUGGUUUUGUAUUUGUACCAGUAUAAAUGUGUACUGGAACAUCUUACAUUGUCACUGCACUGUAUCAUAUUGCACUGACUUGGCACUGUAAAAUCUUGCACUGUUGCAGCACUGCAACAUCUUAAAAUCACACUGCACCUUUGUAUUGUCCACUGUCCCUGUAUUGGAACAUUUUGUCCUGUCGCAUUUUGCACUCUCUCUCUGCACUGUAAUAUCUUGCUAACUAACUUAUUAGACUGUAGCAGUCACAUCUACAACUGUUGCACUCUGAAAUCUAAAUGUGUUGGUGUCACUGCAACAUCUUUAACAAUAACUGCACUGUAGUAUAUUUUACAGUCACUGCACAGUAACAUAUUUUACUGUCAUUGCACUGUAAUAUAUUUUACUGUCAUUGGACAGUAACACCUUGGACAGUGACUGCAGUGCUAUAGAUAAUACUGUUGCUGCCUUGUAUCAACUCUCACUGUACUGUAAUAUCUUGCAAUGUUGCCGCACUACGCUACCCUGUACUGUCACUUCACUGUUAGAUCUUGCAGCACUAUAAUGUAUUGCACUGUAGCAGCCCUUUUGCAUCUUGCACAUUUGCAUUGUAAAGGUACUGUAGCCUCCUCAACUGUUGCUCGACUGUUACAUAUUGCUCUGUUAAAUCUGUACAUGUUGCUGCACUGUAACACUGUGUAGACACUUCACUGUAUCAUCUCACUCUGAUGCAGCAUGUUAACAUAUGGCACUAUCCUCAGUUUUGAUAGAAAAUGGAUCAUUGCACGCUGAUUAACCAUGUUAAAUUCUUGUUUUUGAGUGUUUCAUAUAAAUUUUAAAAUGAACAAAGGAAAAAUGAAAAAAAGAUCUGUACUAAUACAAUGACUACCUUUAAAAUGCAGUUGAAGAGUAAAAUUAGCAUAAACUGAAAACUUUGUGCUAACGCUUAAACCUUAGUUAAAUUCAGAUACACUUCAUCUCCCCUCAGUUUCUCAAGAACCCUCGUCCAUCUCUUUCAUGAGAGUGAACUCAUCUGCUGAAAUCACAUGCUCCACAUCAACGUCUGGCGCACUGGGCUUCUCCCUGCACAGGUACUUCAAAAAUAACGAGGAGAUUGUUUACCAGAACCUGAAAAAUGGAGAAGUCACCAAGACCACUAUCAAGGGGAAAUUUGAAGGCCGAAUCCGUGUAACUCCGGCCCCAAAGAUCCAUCAGGGCCAGGGGUUCAUUUUGCAGUUGUCCCUGCUGGGAGUGGAGGACACCGAUGUGUAUUUCUGCAGCUGGAGCUACCUAUCGACAAACACUGCGAUACCUCCGACCCAAUCCAGCAAAGGCACUGUUAUCAUUGUCAGAGGUUGGAAAAAUUAAUCAUGAGAAUACACUUUCUGUUUAUGCACACUGUAUUUUGUCCUUGGUUUAACUGUCCUCCCACUCCAUGUCCUACUGCAGAGAAAGACCCUAAGGAGCAAUGCAAGCAUCAAAUGUUGGAUCUCAUCUUCAUCGUCUUAAGUGUGACAGCAUUCAUUGUCGUACUGCUAUUCUUCAUUGUAGUGCUCACCAAGUGCAACCGAGUGAGUACCACUGCAGGCAAAAGGACCUGAUCCUGCUACUCUGCAAAUACAAUGACUGUGGUAAUACAACAGCUGUUUUUCUUUGUGUUUCACAGUUUCAUGCACAUUUUCGACCCACCAGAGCUGAAACAGCAUCCAGACCUGCAAGGCCUCAGCUUGACUCCACUCACUUUGCAGAACAUUAUCCUUAUCUGAUCACAUCUGCAGGAACUGUGGAUGACAGGCAUCCUGCAUUCAUGAGAGCUUAAAUGAUGUUGAUGUGAUGAGACAAAGAGUCUGAGGAAAAGUUCAGACUGACUGCACAGUAGAAGCUAUCAUAGAGCACAAAAAUGAAGAGCAGAGCUCACCUCAUGUAAGGUGUCACUGCUCUUCAUUUCCUCUCAUGUACGGAUGUAUGUUUUGUUUUCAAUAGGUGAUUGAACCACCACAUCCUGGCUUAUGCAGGGUAAACAUGUGAGAUGUAUUUUCAGAGUGUAAGUGGAGAAAAACUGCAAAGCAAGCACUUUUGUCAAUAUACUGGCAGAGUUACACUUAAGUUUCACCUGUUCAGGCUGUUCAGUGUGCUUAAAAGUUUUUUUGUUUGUUUUUUCAUUUUGAGCAUAUUUUUUGCCUGAUAUAAGAUGAGCAUUAAAUCUGAGUUUUGUCUAAUUUUCAUGUAUUUUACAUCUUCAGAUACUUUUUAAGUCAUCACUGCCUCUUUAUUCUGGAUGAGGGAGUCCAACUCUUCAUCGGUCUGCCUUCAUGUCACAAGUAUAUGCACAACUCUAUAAGUUUAAAUACAGUGGCAGUUUUUAUCUUCAGUCAUUUAAUUCAAAAAGAGCAACGUUCAUAUAUUUUAUCAUCCUAACAUGUAGAGGAAUUAUGAGCCAUUUUUGGAUUAAUUUCAGCUCAGAAAUCCAUUAAAUCAAAUUAUUACAUUUUUUCUCGAGGAAAAAAGAUUUACAAUACAAAAAUAAUGCAAAUGAGCACUUAGCUGGGACUCUUUCACCACAAAAAUCUUGCAUCAUUGUUUUAAAUGGAGGAUUCUUGGAUUCUGUGUCUCUCUGAUUUCCCUCUAGACUCUGGGACUUUGAUUUCUAAAUGAGAUGCUAGAUUGACUUUCAUCUGAACACAGAACUUUGGAUCACUGAGCAAUAGUCCUUUUUUUUUUUUGUAGUCCAGGUGAGACUCUUGUGACAUUGUCUCUGGUUCAGGUCUUGACAGCAGGACCACGACACUUGUGGUCCAUCUCCUUGACUUGGAAUGUAGAUGUUCUUGAUGCUUUGACUCCACCCUCACUUCCUCUCUUACUUUUCCUUUCUGUUGACUUUAAUGAAUCUGCUUCAUACAGACUCAGACAGACUUUUCAGCAGGGACCCUCUGUGGCUUACUCUCUUUGUGGAUGGAGUCAGAGAGCAUCUUCUGGACAACUGUCAAGUCAGCAGUCUACACCAUGACAGUUUGUGUAUACUGAACUAGACUGAGAGAUACAUGGUUAAUAGAAUACCUGUAGCACCUAUCCACAAUGCCAGAAUCACUAUUAAAUAGUUUGCUCACCAUAGACACCCAUUCUUCUGUCAUGUCAGUCGUCUUCAUCAUGAUUAUAGCAGCACUGAACCAGACUGAAGGAAAUGUAUCUUUACAUACAACAGGUCUACAAAGAAUAUAGACCUACCACAAUUUCAAAGUUGUCUUCACAUCUACAACAAAGACAAUUUUUAGUAGGGGUGUUCCCAUACAACUUUUUUUCUUCCAAUAAGAUACUGAUAUUGUAGUCUUCAGUACUUGUCGAUACUGAUAUUGAUCUGAUAUUGGCACAAACUUGUGCAUGACAAGUUUAGCACUCAGCUGCAAUGUCUUUUUCUGACUUAAAAAACACUGCCACGUGGCCGACUCUUUGCUACUUUGUUAGUACCUGGGUAUACACUGUUGUUGUGAUUGCAAUAGCCAAUAUAGUCUGAUAUUCGUUUUAUUUUUUUUUUCUGAUAUUGGACCAAUAUCCGACAUCAAUAUCAGAUCAGGACAUCCCUAGUUUGUAGAUAUUUCUCUGUUCAAACAACCAUGCAAGAACAGAGGCAUGCUGCCAUGCCUGUACACAGUAAAGUGUGUAAUCAGUCUAUUAUGUCAAACACAAUUAAAAAAACAUUGUGAGCAUCCU